CGCAACUGUAUGUUGAUUGUGUUGGUGUACACUUUUGUCGCCGCCGAUUGAUUUACAUCGUCGCCGUCGUCAGCGAAAAAAAUUGAUUGGUCUCGUUGUCUCCAGAUGAGUUAAAAGAAAAAAAAUGAAGCGCAUUAGUGAAAAGAAGUUGGAGGCCUUCAAUGUGGGCACAAUGGCCAAGCGCCAGCUGUCCAAAAAGGAGAUUGAGGAACAAAAGAAAAAGGACGAUGAGGAAGCGGCCGCACAUGUCUUCAAAGAGUUUGUGGAAACAUUUCAAGAGGUGCCUUCGGCAUCCUCCAAAGUUUGGGUUAAGGCCGGCACUUAUGAUGCUGGUUCUCGAAGGGAGGACAACCGAGAAAAGGGAAAGCUCUACAAACCAUCUUCUAAAGUUGACGACAAAUCCGCCACAGAAAAAGCCCAAGAAUUUGCUAAAUUUUUGGCUUCCGACUUAAAGAAAGAUUCUCUGAAAAAGAAGAGCCAGGAGAAGAAGAAAAGUAACUUGGAGUUGUUUAAAGAGGAAUUGAGGCAAAUACAGGAGGAACGUGAAGAACGGCACAAAUAUAAACAUAUGGUGCAAUCCAAUUUAAUUACUCCCAAGGAACCGAAAGAUCAUGGAUCGUCGGAUCAUCAUGAGGUGGUUGAACGAUCAGGUUCGCAUGACACUGGCGAUCCAAAUACCACAAACUUGUAUUUGGGAAAUCUAUGUCCCAAGUUGACGGAACAACAAUUGAUGGAGAUAUUUGGACGUUAUGGACCAUUGGCUAGUAUAAAAAUCAUGUGGCCAAGAUCGGAGGAGGAGAAAUCACGAGGACGUAAUUGUGGUUUUGUGGCCUAUAUGAGUCGUAAAGAUGCUGAGCGUGCCUUGAGGACACUUAAUGGACGCUUUAUAAUGGGUUAUGAAAUGCGUUUGGGUUGGGGUAAAGCUGUACCCAUAAUGAAUCAACCCAUAUUUAUUCCACCUCCAUUGCUGGAGCUGACCAUGCCUCCGCCAGCAUCUGGUUUGCCAUUUAAUGCCCAACCGCCAACAACUGAACGGGCAAAUCUACCAUCUAAAAAUUACAAAGAAUAUACAACAGAUGAAGAGAAAGAAAACAUGGAAAAGAUCCUCCAAAAAUCGGUGGUCAAAGUUAUAAUUCCAACGGAGAAAACUGUACUUCAUAUCAUCCAUCGCAUGAUAGAAUUUGUAAUACGCGAAGGUCCAAUGUUUGAGGCCUUGAUUAUGAGCAGAGAAAUUGAAAAUCCAGCAUUUUCUUUUUUAUUCGACAAUGAGAGUCCAGCCCAUAUAUACUAUCGCUGGAAGUUAUUCUCGUUGUUGCAGGGCGAUACUCCAAAUGAAUGGAACGAAAAGGAAUUUCGCAUGUUUAAAGGUGGCCCCAUUUGGAAACCACCAAUGGUGAAUUUUUAUACCCAAGGUAUGCCUGACGAGUUGGUUGUGGAUCCAGAUGCUCCAGAAGUUCACAAGGGGGCCUUGUCAACUGCGCAACGUGAUCGUUUGGAGGAUCUCAUACAUUAUUUAACACCGGAACGUUCUCGCAUUGGUGAUGCUAUGAUAUUUUGUAUAGAACAUGCCGAUGCUGCUGAUGAAAUAUGUGAAUGUAUUGCCGAGUCCUUGGCUAAUCCAUCUACUUUAGCUUCCAGAAAAAUUGCACGUUUGUAUUUAGUUUCGGAUAUCUUACACAAUUGCACGGUAAAAGUGGCCAAGGCAUCAUUCUUCAGAAAAUCCAUUGAAAAACAUUUGACGGAUAUAUUUGAAAACUUGCAUGCAUUUUAUAACAGCAUAGAGAGUCGUCUUAAGGCGGAGGGUUUUAAAAACCGAGUUUUAAAUGUCUUAAAUGCCUGGGAUGAUUGGGCCGUCUAUUCGAAGGAGUGUUUGUUGCAAUUGAAAUGCACGUUUCUGGGAAAACAAAUGAGCGUCAUUGAAUCGCCACCACCCGAAGAGGUAAAGGAGGUGGAAGAAGAAGACAUUGAUGGUGCACCCCUGUCUGGCGACGAAAGAGAUGACGAAGAUUUGGAUGGUGUGCCAUUGGAUGGAGCCGCUCUACUGAAGGGUGUAUUAAUGAGAACUUUGCCUGAAACUGCACAAAAAAGUAAUUCCAUCAAAAGGAGUCAAGAGGUUAGUCGGGAUGCAGAUUACAAUGAUGAUAUCGAUGGUGUACCACUUUAUGAUGACAUUGAUGGGGUACCCUUGGAAAAAGAUACAUCCGAUGAAAUGAUGUCUUCUGAUGCAAUGAUGGGCGGUAGAUCAACUUCAUCCAAAGCCCCGGCAUUUAUAUCUUCCAAAUGGGAAACUAUUGAUCCUGAACAAGUGGCCGAACAAGCUGUGACUACUAGCAAAUGGGAAUCCUUGGAUCCCCCCGAUCCACCCAAAUAUGAUGGAGGAGACAGUGGUGAAGACUAUGAUGAAAUAAAGCGUAUAAAACUGCGAGAACUCGAGGUUAGGACAAUGCAGUAUCAAGAUUCCUUGGAGACAGGUGAAACCGAACUCAAACCAGGUUGGACCAUAAGUGAACAAGUUGAACAAUAUCGUAAAAAAUUAUUAAAAAUGUCCUCGGAUUCUGUGGACUCACCACUGAGUUAUAUGUUUAGCAAAGAUGCAAGUCCUGAACGUUCGAGAAACUAUAAACGUUCUCCUUCACCGGCCCAACAUUCAAGGGGCAGUUCACGUUCCAGUCCAACAAGGGGUAGCCGUAAACGUUCAUUGUCACCCUAUAAAAGUGGCAGCAGCAGCAGUAGGCGGGAAAAGUCACCAUCAUCGACCAGUCGGGACAGUAGCAAAUAUAGUAAACGUCAUCGCUCACGUAGUAUAUCACCAUCACCCCCACAUCCUCUGGAUAGAACUUCCUAUCCGACAAAAUCUUCACGUUAUGCAAGCCCUGUUGCUUCAUCCCGAUCAAAAAGGUCGCCAUCACCCUCAUAUUCCCGUUCAUCAAAACGUGAUGAUCGUGAUGUAUAUUCCAACAGUUCGACGCGAAGAGAUGAAAGAAGCAAAUCAUCCAACAGAAGUAAAUACUAACAAGAAUAUCUUUCUUUCGGAUAUUUAUCAACAAUUCACAAAUAGUGAUGUAGAGAGUUUGAAGAUAAAAUAAAACAUUUUAUUACAACAAAAUUCAUCUUUAAAUAAA
Messenger RNA from Musca domestica (house fly), 3122 nucleotides. Its product is annotated as U2 snRNP-associated SURP motif-containing protein. Gene Ontology annotation, cellular component: nucleus. Gene Ontology annotation, biological process: RNA processing. Gene Ontology annotation, molecular function: RNA binding. The coding region runs from base 125 to 3013 and encodes 962 amino acids. The record is from RefSeq and is a predicted model, not a curated record. The transcript has 12 exons. Lineage: Eukaryota; Metazoa; Arthropoda; Insecta; Diptera; Muscidae.